Rangifer tarandus platyrhynchus (Svalbard reindeer) is the source of this 2997-nucleotide messenger RNA. Lineage: Eukaryota; Metazoa; Chordata; Mammalia; Artiodactyla; Cervidae. The record is from the annotation of a GenBank genome assembly.
AUGUAUAGAAGAAGAAAAUUUCUUCUUGCCUCAGUUCUUGCUCUCCAGAAUUCUAGUUUUAUAUAUCCUUCAUGUCAAAAGUGCUUUUCUCGGAUAAUCCUGGUCUCCAAAAGGUCUAAUUGUCCAAAAUGUGGCUCUACUGGUGAAGCUGAAAAUACCAUUUACAGAUACAAGCUUUCCUUAAAAGUUGCAGAAUCAAACAAAUUAUUUGGCAUUACUGUAUUUGGAAGUUGCUUAGAUGUAUUUUUUGGUCUCACAGCCACUGGUUUGCACAGGUACAUUCAGGAUCCCAGUGAAAUUCCAGAAACUCUGGACAGUGAUACAACUCAAAACCUAUUAACUAAAGCAGUGGAAACUUGCUUUGUUGGACAAAACUUUAUUUUUGGAGUGACGAAUUUUGAAAAUCAGCACGGAAAAGGUUCAGGUUCCAGUAACUUCUCAGAGCAGUGCUCAGACCACAAGAGAGUAGUUAACGCACUCGUAGCUUGCCAGAUCAUUCCACCAGACCCAAGUGUUGUAGGCUUCACUGUCAUUGACUAUUUCCGUCGGCUUUUGCAGCUUUCUGCUGUCAGGAAACUUCACUGUGGCUCCCAGACACCUAAUAGCCACUUACUUGCUUUAGAAAGUUCGAAUAGCGAUCUCAGCAGCUUAUGUGGCCUUAACAGCAGUUCUUAUUGUUUUGAGCCCCAUGGCAAAGAUUAUUUUUCAGGAUUCUGGCAGCUAUCACUACAACUGACUUCUGUUGUUUCACAACUAACAGAUGAUGAUUUUUCAGCUUUGGAACAAAGCGAGGCCAAUGGUACUCUUCACCAGAACAGAAAGUGCAUCUCCUCUGCAGAGGCCACUGGUUCCAAUAGCCGCCUUGAUACCAUUCAGGGUUCAUGGAGCCUUGUUUCACAUAUGGACAAAAAGAGUUCAGCACAAAAGUUAGAUGAAGAACUUGGCCUACAGGCUAAUCAGCCAAGUGCAGUUCAUAGCAAUCAUCAUGAAAUUGGAGUUCCUGGCUCUAAUUUAUUCCCUAUGAAAGUACAGGAGCCAUUUGAACCAAGGAAUACAAAACCCUUGCACAGUGCAGUAGAAGUUAAAAGUAUAUAUUCUCAGCAUGAGAUAACAUGUCUCCAGAAUCAGGAGGUAGAUACGCCCCCUAGCUUUCAGCAGAGAUGUAUGUGUUAUCCAUCUUCAUCAGUCAGACUUGAGGAAAUAGCCAGUAGUUCCCAGGACUGUGAUCUCGAGAUCUGGGAUGACCUGCCACUCUCUGAAAGCCUAAACAAAUUUCUGGUAGCUAUCGAAAGUGAAAUCGCUAUAAACCAGACAGAUGCCAGUAGCAGGAAAUGUCAUCUAGAUAAUGACAUCAGUAAACUACAUGUGGACUACAGCAGGUUAUCAUUGACCCCACAAAGAACCCCUGGAGCCUUGCAUACACCACCUAUAGCCUUAAGGUCACCACCAGCAAUAGUCGAAGCAAACUCCAGCAGAGAUAACUUCCUUUCCAGCCAUGAAGCAAAUCCAAGUCCUAGCAUUCAUAAGGAAUCACAGCCUGAGAACACAGCAGAGGCUCUCUCUUUUAGUGGUAAUAAAAGAGACAUUUCUGAACAUUCUCUACCAAAUGUUGAUCUGUCAGCUCUGUUUCCGUCUUCAAAAGGCUUGGGCACAACAGUUGCUCUUAAGUCUACGAGAAUUCUACCACAUGAGACUGAAAUUUCAUGCAAGCACAAUACUUCAGAGGCUGACCAUUCUUGUCUCAGCAGCAAAUAUAAUGGAUGUGGAGAAAAAUCACUUUCAGAAAUGAGUGAAAAGUUGAAAACUUUGCAUUCUAGGAGGUAUAAUGUUUCCAACUUUCCCAGCUUAGAAAAUAAACAAUACUGUAGGCGGCCAAAGAGUCAGGGCAACAGUUUGACAAUUUGCAGGAAACUCACAUAUCCUUUAGAAACUCUUCACAGUACUCCAAAUAGAAGUAUGAAUACAUUGAGAGAAAUGCUUUAUGAACACACUGGUAAUAACCUAACACAGAACUGUUCUACUGGUCUUGAAGGCAAUUACAAUGCUUCUGUGGAUCUCUUCGAUGAUAAAGAGAUGGACAUUGUAACAGAAGUGACUAAAAGGUCACAGGAUAUUUUAUUACAGUGGGGUAAGUCUUUGGCAGAAAGUCAUCAUACAGAAUCUGAUUUUUCACUGAGAUCACUUUCUGAAAACUCCAGCCGGUCAUCACAAAAAUUAUCGUUGCAAAACACAUCUGCCUCUCUCUAUCCAAGAACCUGUCCCUCUCCACCUCAUUUUCAGUCAGAUUCAGAAUAUGAUUUUGAAUAUAGCCAAGAAUUUGUUCCAUGUUCACAGUCAACUCCAGUUAUUGGAUUCUACCAAAGUAGGAUUCAUGGGAUGAAAGGAGCUUUCCAAAAAUUACCUGCCUUUAAUUUGGACCUUGAUGCCAACUAUAAAAAAACAAGGAUUUCCUCUGCAAAUGACGCACAGCAAUCCACCCCUAUCUGUCCACAAAAUAUAAACACACCUGGCCAGAAAUCCAGGAGCCCUACUGUAUCUGGUAUUACACCACCAGAGGUCUCCAACAACCAUCCUGUCACUGAGUGCCUUGAAACUGAUGCUGACGAAUGGGUCCCUCCUACCAUACAAAAAGUAUUUCCUUCAGAAAUGCUUGGAUUCCGGGCCAUGGGUCUAAAGAAAUGCCAUGCUGCUUAUAAUUCUCCUGAUCAAAAUGAGUUACCAAGAAAAAAACUGAAAUAUGUCAAGCAAAGAACUGGUAAAUGCUUAAUUAAGAAGGAGUUAAAUUUAAAGAAUAUGCUUACAGCAGCAGUUAUAAAACAGAAAACUCCUGACUGUAACAAUAUAAAAUCAGCCUGGAUUUUUAAAGAGUCAGUUUUGGGACGUAAUUCUUGUGCAGAAGUCAAAUGUUGCCUUCCAUUUUCAGAAAAUUGGUCACCUUCAGCACCUGAAACUAAAAGUGCUUGGUCUCCUGAAUUGUUCUCACAAAAUUUCACCUAA